GUGAAACGUUCAAACUGUGAAAAGAUGAAAUCUGUUGUACUUUUAUCCUUCGUCCUUACUGCUGUAGUAGCCGAUGUGGCGUUUUUGAACUACAAUAGAGGGCAAAACCUACAACGUGGAGGUGAAAUUCGCAUUCUUAAACAGAAUCAGGAAAUUGACCCAGCCGGAAGUUACAAUUACGCUUAUGAAACUGAAAAUGGAAUUAACGUUAGAGAAGAAGGACAAUUGAUUCAAUCUAGAUCUUCUCAAGAACCUGGAACAGCAGCUCAAGGAUCUUAUAGAUAUACAUCUCCCGAAGGACUCCCCGUUGAUAUCGUUUAUGUUGCUGAUGAAAAUGGGUUCCAACCACAAGGAAAUGUCCUUCCAACACCUCCAGCUCCACCUGCGAUUCCUCCAGCGAUUUUAAGAGCUUUGGAAUGGAAUAGAGCUCAUCCUGAAGAAGAACGACCACAACAACAACAACAACGUUACAGGUUUUAAGGAUAAUUGAGGAAACGAUCAUGUUUUAUUUAUGUCAAACAUUUCUUGCCUUUAUUAUUUUUGUGUUUAUUAUGUUGUGUAAUGUGUAUAUUUCGGCAAAUAAAAUUGAUAAGUAAUAUGAAA
Molecule: messenger RNA, 603 nt
Organism: Onthophagus taurus
Lineage: Eukaryota; Metazoa; Arthropoda; Insecta; Coleoptera; Scarabaeidae
Product: larval cuticle protein LCP-17-like
Cellular component (GO): chitin-based extracellular matrix
Molecular function (GO): structural constituent of chitin-based larval cuticle
Source: RefSeq, a predicted model, not a curated record